CUGGUUCUUCCAGGGGCAAUCUGACGGUCAGGUGAUGCCUUCACUGAGACUGCUGUGAGAUGGUGCUCUGAGUGCAGAAUGUAAGAUCCAGGGUGGAGGAGCAUUAGCGGACUGAAGAAUGUCUUAAAAGGUUUUCAGUCUAUGGCAGAGAAAAAUGAUUCUUCUCCCGGGCACCCAGGCGUUGGACAUUCGAAUGCCCUUUUCAGAUGAGAUCAAGUACACCAUUUUGGGUAUCUCGAUUCUGCUCUUCUUGAUUGCUGUGGGCAUUCUUAUCUGGCAAGUUCACAAAUGUUGUUCCAAGGCUCAUUAUUCAAAGGAUUCAGUGAGCAGCUUGGUGGGAGCGGAUGAAUUGGACCAGAGUAGAAGCUCCUAUCUUGACAGUCAGAGGCCAAGAUAUAAGGAGGAGUAUGCCCAUGACCAGAUGCGCAGGCUGAGCCGCUUCCUGUCCCAGGACUCCCCGCCGGCCUCGGUGCUGAGCGGCAGCCUGGAGAGCCUGGAGGAGCUGGGCAGCGAGGACGAGCCGCAGAUGCGCGGCUCCCUGCGCUUCUCCCUCUACCACGACCAGCUGCAGGGCCGCCUGGUGGUGACCGUCCUGGAGGCGCGGCAGCUGCCCCUGCGCGAGUUCAGCCGCAGCGUGGACCCCUUCGUGCGCGUGCGUCUGCUGUGGGCCAAGGAGGCGCACGAGAAGGGAGACACCGAGGAAGAGGAGGAGGAGGAUGAAGAGGAGAGGAGGGCGACGACGACGACAAGGAAGGAGAAGAGUGCCGGAAGCGUCCGGCCACGGCAGUGCGUCCUUCACGAGUGGCAGUCGCACCUGGUGAAGAACAGCAACAGCCCGGCCUUCGGGGACCAGUUCUCCUGCUCGCUGGCUGAGGAGGACGUGCCCCGUAUCACGGUCAAACUGGAGGUUCGAGACUUUGAUAAAUAUUCCAGGCAUGGGAUUCUGGGAGAGGUCCGCAGACAGUUGAGUAAUUUGAAUAUUUCAUAUCCUCUGGAGAUGUGGCAGGAUCUGCAACGGCCCACGAAGGACUUGGUUGGUGAACUGCUCCUCUCUCUGAAGUACAUGCCUACAUCACAGAGGCUGGAGGUGGGGAUCCUGAAGAUCAGGGUUGUUUCAAAGUCCAGCAGAACAGACAGAGCACUCUACGUGCGCACCAGUGUCCAGUGCAACCAGUGCAAGCUCCGCCACCAGAAGACUACGCCCAAGACCCGGUGGGACGUGACCGUUUUUAACGAGGUCAUGAUUUUCGUGCUGCCUGACCCUCCGGUGCGGGACUGCACCGUCGUGGUCAAUGUAUAUGAACUGAACCCCGGGAAGAAGAAAUCCUCAAAGCGCCUGAUUGGCCAGCUGACUGUAAAGAAGGGGAGACAGUCAGAGGAUGAACACUGGAAGCUGAUGAUGCGUUCGAUUCGCCAACCAAUUGCAAAGUGGCAUCUACUGUAUGUGUGAAACUACUGAUUUAUUUGUGUUUCUGUCUUAUCCCGCACUAGUCCUUGAGCCAGACCCCUAAUUUUGUGUUUCAACAGCCACUUUAUGUCCAUUGCAUGUCUCAAAAAUGCAAAAAUGUUCAACAAUAGAUAUCCCAAAAAACCUCCACAGCUGAUUAUGUACACUAAAUCAAAUUGUAUUUGUAUAGCAAGUCUUCUGAGAUGUUAUGAGUAUGUAAAUGACCCAAAAAGAAAUAAGCAAUAAUUUGCAUACAUUUUAAGCACAGAAACCUUAACACUGGAUAAUGUCAGAUAAAAAGAUCUUCUUUUUGUUUUUCAUUUUGGACACAGUAUUAGAGUGAAAUGUUAUUACAUUGGAUGUUUUGAAUCUGAGUACAGUCAUUGUCAAAAUUGUUGGCACCCCAUGCUAAAGUUGACUAAAAAGAGGAAUAUAAAAUCAUCUUUUGGAAAUUGAUUUUAAUGGCUUAAGUAAUAAAAUUAGGAAAACCCCAACCUUUAAGGACACACCAAUUUUCUAUGUGAAUGAAUAAUGUAUCAUAAAUAAAUAAAUGUUCUUCCCAAAAUACUGGGGUCAAAAAUAUUGGCACCCCUAUGAAACCCUACGGAAUUUAACACAUAGGGUUAACAUAGGGGCAGGCAGUUUUUUAUUUUUAAAGGCUACUUAUUUCAUGGAUCCAGGAUACUAUGCAUCCUGAUAAAGUUCCCUUUAUGUCCUGUCUUUAGAACUAAAAUUGACCCACAUCAUCACACACCCCUCACCAUAGAGAUAGGCAUGGAGUUUUGUUCAGUUUUGUUCAGUUAGCCUAUUAGCUUGUUUGAUUUGCAUUGAGUUCAAUGAGCAUCAAACAGGCUAAUAGGCUAACUGAACGAAACUGAACAAAACACCAUGCCUAUCUAUAUGUAAGUGUAUCAAGACAUAAACAGGGUGAUAGCAAAAACAAAGCUACCACCAAUGCAAUGCUAUAUUUGAGACUUACAUGGCUAACUUCUUUUUGCCACAUUUGGAGUCCUCUUGACUUUUGCACACACUUGUGCAUGCACUAAGUUAGUGCUCACCUUUAUUUGAUUUGUUUUGUCUGUGUUUAUCUUCAUCUUUACAACUGUUUGAAUUUGGUUAUGUUAUUAAACAGCCUGUUUCGAAAA
Messenger RNA from Sardina pilchardus (European sardine), 2592 nucleotides. It is a transcript of the gene syt19, whose product is annotated as synaptotagmin XIX. Bases 155 to 1450 code for a protein of 431 amino acids. Gene Ontology annotation, cellular component: plasma membrane; exocytic vesicle. The record is from RefSeq and is a predicted model, not a curated record. Gene Ontology annotation, biological process: regulation of calcium ion-dependent exocytosis; calcium-ion regulated exocytosis; regulation of dopamine secretion. NCBI's taxonomy places the organism in Eukaryota, Metazoa, Chordata, Actinopteri, Clupeiformes, Clupeidae. The transcript has 7 exons. Gene Ontology annotation, molecular function: calcium-dependent phospholipid binding; SNARE binding; calcium ion binding.